AUGACAAGUCAGAGAGAACAGUUAAGCCAAUCUUCUUCUCUCUAUGCUCCCGUAACGGCAGUGGCAUUAAGUUCAGAGUUCUUUUGCCUAGCAAUGGGUAAUCGUGUGAUGGCAGGCCGUUCACCCAAUUCAUCUUCUUCUAUACAUAUAAAUACAAAUAAGAAUAGUAAUACUAAUAAUAAUAUUACUAUACAUGAGAAGAAUGAAAAAGAAGAAGAAAUGUGGCUUGUAGCGGAACUUCCCCAUGGUGCUGUCAUUACAUCAUUAGAGCAAUACAUCACGACUAUGGAAACUUCUCAACGUCUUGUUUUUGUUGUGAUUGGAAGUGGGAAUCAUCUCUUUAUAGCCCCACUGGAUAUAGAAAGAAGAAAACAUUCUCUUCUUACACAUAUCAAACUGGAAGACUCGGCGAGAAUUCUGAAGAUUCGCAGUAUAAUGACGAUUGGAUCUCAAAUAGGUGGUGUUCUCAUAUUAACCGCCUUAAAUUCCGUUUACUUUGUGAGUGAAGCCUCUCUUCUUUCUCCUGAUUAUAGUGUGGAUCGUACUAAUAUUAGUAGUCAUCAUCAUACGAUUAAUAGUUCUAUUCAUAGUAGUCCUAUACCAUUUGUUCGCUAUUCAGCAGAGGGAUUGGGUGUGGCAUUAGCCGCAGAUGCUGUAAUGGAAACAUAUCAUAAUAAUAAUAAUAAUAAUAAUAAUAAUAAUAAUAAUAAUAAUAAUAAUAAUAAUAACAAGAAAAGAAGAAGUAUGGCUGUAUUCUCUGGUACAUAUGCGGGUUCUAUUGCCGCCUGGUCUGUUCCUCUUCCAUAUACACAGGAAGAUGAAAAAGAUGAAGAAAAGGAUAAGAGAUCUAUUGUAAAGAGCCUUCCUGUAUAUUCAUGGAUUCAUGCACAUCAACCAGGUUGUGCUGUCUUCUCUGUUAAAGUAAUCACUACUACUAAUAAUAAUAAUACUAAUAAUAAUAAUGAUAAUAUAGAAGGAAAUGGUACCGCUUACAAUAAGGCACAUUUCUGUGUAGCUACUUGCAGUGAUGAUCGCACAGCUACACUGUAUGUUCCUACUACACCUGCAUGUAUAUUAACAGAGGGAAUGACUUGGAUUUGUUGUUGGCGAGGCGGUGGAGUUUCUUUUUCACGAAGACGUAUAUUUGAUGUGGAUAUACAUUACACAUCUUAUAAAGAUAGUGGGAGACUUCUCUUAGCAACUGGUGGUGAGGAUGGAUGUGUACAGGCCUUUGGCUUUCAAGCAGAGGAACUUAUUCCAUCUAGUGAAAGGAAUAUAUGUGAAGAUGAUAAUGAAGAAAAAGAAAAGAAGAAGAAAGAAAAUAUAUCUAUGAAAGGAGUCAUGUUACUACGACGUGAACAUCAACAUAGUGGUCGUGGUGUGUAUAAAGUACUUCUUCACAAUAAUAAUAAUAAUAAUAAUAAUAAUAAUAAUAAAGCUGGUGUGAUUUCCUCUGGUUUUGAUGGAUCUACACAUUAUACGGCCUUAUCUACAUCAUUAUCAUCAUCUACACAAACUGCUGUACUUGUGCCGAGAGAAUUGAGACGCAGUCGACAUGUACGUAGUAUUGCCUGUGAUGAGGCAGGGACAUUAUUGGCAUGUACAGAAGAGGAACUUAUUAUUCUUUUUGUUAAGAGUGGGAAUGUAAAGGAAGUGCGAGUGCAGUUUCCCUCUUCUACAAAUAAUAAUAAUAAUAAUAAUAAUAAUAAUAAUAAUAAUAAUAAUAAUAAUAAUGUUAAGAGAGAUAACUUGCCAACAUGUUUAGGUACUAUUAGAUGUAAAGUACAAGAGCAGUUUCUAGCAUUAGUGGGUACAAAAGCAGGGAAUGUCUAUGGUAUAUCCUACACACUUCCAUUAGAAGAAGAAAAAAUGGAAAAGGAUUCUUUUACAUAUACAGCUAUCGUAUCUUUUUCAACUAUGCCGUCAUCCUCAAAGGUUUUAUUUGUGCGUGGAUUAUAUUGGAAAGAAUAUCUUUUAUUUGUGAGUAUUCACGCCAAUGGGACACUUGUGCUUUCAGCCGUUUCUUCUUCUUCU
Messenger RNA from Trypanosoma theileri, 2034 nucleotides. RefSeq lists its product as uncharacterized. Gene Ontology annotation, molecular function: protein binding. NCBI's taxonomy places the organism in Eukaryota, Euglenozoa, Kinetoplastea, Trypanosomatida, Trypanosomatidae. The transcript has a single exon. The annotation marks the transcript as partial. The record is from RefSeq and is a predicted model, not a curated record.